Molecule: messenger RNA, 357 nt
Organism: Dentiscutata heterogama
Lineage: Eukaryota; Fungi; Glomeromycota; Glomeromycetes; Diversisporales; Gigasporaceae
Source: the annotation of a GenBank genome assembly
AUGGCAACAAGCAAAACAAGUAAUAAAAGUUCAAGGAAAAGAUAUAAGUUUUUUUCAGAAAAUGCUGAUGAAUUUGAUUCAGAAAUUAAAAACAAUCAAACAACAAUAGCUAUUAUAGUAGUGACAGAUACUAGUUUACAAACCUCAAUAUUUACAUAUCCAUCAAGUUCAAAAAAUAUAUCACAGAAUAAGCAUCAACCUCAUCCAUUCUCUGAAAUUGCAAAAAGAGAUCCAAAUUAUACUCGAAGGCUCAAAAAAAACUGUGUUCUAUCAAAUUCUAUAUCACAAACAACAAUAACUUCUCAUUAUGCAUUAGACCAUUCACUAUCUAAAGCUAUAACUAACUGGCUUGAUUGA